AUGAAACCUAUUUUUAUUCUGAUGAGACUUAUAGGCCGUUUUCCUUACUCUUUUACUAAAACAGGUAUUGCCCCAUUCUCCUUGAUUUCUUGGCCAUUUCUGUACAGUAUUGUCUUUCACUUGAUUUUUGUACUGUUGACUGCAUGGAGCAAUAAAAAAAUAAUCAUUGAUAAAAUAUAUCCAUCAGAAAGUUAUGAUGAAACAUUAUUUUGGAGUCUACUACUUCUCUACGCAUUUCAGAACUUUACAGGUCCAAUCACAUUUUGGUGGGAUGCUCCUAGAACUGUGAGGUAUUUCCAGAAGUGGAAAGAUUUUGAGGAUAUCUGGAGAUGUGGAACAAUAUACUCAGUUAAGCGACUUAGAUAUAUUAAGGUUUUUACUAUAUUGCUGACACCAAUAACAAUAAUAAUUGUUAUCUAUGAAGCCCUAAUCCUUCCACAGAUAUCUGUUCUUAUUUUUGUUCCUUACGUACCUAUUCUGAUAGCUGCUGUAUUGAUGCUUGAACAUUGGUGGGUAUCACUACAUGAUCUUACUAUGUACUCAGAGAAACUUCUAACUAGUAUAUUCAAGGCGAAAAACAGGCGUGAUAUGGGAUACAGGCGCAGGAUGUGGCUUAAGAUAUCUGAAUUAGUGACUGAAAUCGGGAAUGCGACCGGUGCUUCAGGCCUGUCCUAUUCAUCCACCUACUUCGUGGGAUUCAUCUUGUCGAUCUACGCCAUCUUGAUCAACAUAGCCAGGCCCAGCUCGUCUAAUGUUUCCAUCUGGGGCCUCGUUUUUCCUGCUGCUUACAGCGCCAUCUCGUACUACCUGGCAGCCGACGCAGCGUACAGGGCCACAGAACGGAUAGGGCCUGCUUUCACAAAAAAACUUCUUCAGAUAGACCUCUCUUUCUUGCAGCAAAGUUGUUUGAAUGAGAUCGAUCUCCUUGUUAACAGCUUAUCAGCGAAAGCUCCAGUUAUUGAGUACCUAGGUUUUAUGAAAGUUACAAGAAGUACUUUUGUGCAUUUUGUGUCGAGCACUCUAACGUACCUAGUUGUUCUCGUACAGUUGAAAACUAAUCCGAAAGAACUUGGGAUUGAUCCGAUACUGGAAAAUGAUAAUUCUACAAGUUAUGAAAACCUUACCAGUUAAAUUAAUAACUGUCUUUAAUAUUUAUAUUCUCAAGUUGUAUAUAUAUAUCCUGAUGUUACUUAUAAAAACUAAUGUUAUUU
Molecule: messenger RNA, 1211 nt
Organism: Nezara viridula (southern green stink bug)
Lineage: Eukaryota; Metazoa; Arthropoda; Insecta; Hemiptera; Pentatomidae
Source: the annotation of a GenBank genome assembly